Messenger RNA from Symbiodinium sp. CCMP2592, 1050 nucleotides. The record is from the annotation of a GenBank genome assembly. NCBI's taxonomy places the organism in Eukaryota, Dinophyceae, Suessiales, Symbiodiniaceae.
AUGGUCUGCACAUCCUGCGGGUUCGAGUGUGCCAGCCGUGCAGAAUCAUGGCAGCAUACCCGCGCGACAGGACACCAGCAUUUCAGAGGAGCCUUCGGUGAUGGUGUGGAUGACCACACACCUCAGCCCAUGAUGUGCGCACGGUGUGGGCACUUCUCCGGAAACAGAGCCGAUUCUUGGAAGCACACUCAGGCCACGGGUCAUACCUUCUUCCACAGCAUCAACUUGGACGACUUCGUAGGCUGUGAGUUCAUGGACCGAAGGACACUGCAAAGCGUGCUUGAGGCCACGCUGAAAGACGUGCUUCCACAAAUCAUUUCCGAGACAGCGCCAGGCGAUGCUGGCACGGACCGAGAGACAUGCGUCCGACCUGAGUGCUGCAUCCCUGCAGACGGCCGACACGGUUGGGGCGGUGUCUGCUCCAUUGACUGCAUGGCCAAGCCGGCAGGGCCAGAAGCCUUCUGCAGCCGUGCUUCCCAGGAAGAGUGGACGUCCAUCAAGUUGCGGCUACAAGCUCGCUGGAGCGCGGACGGUACACGGGGAAGUCCAGCACUCCCCUGCGCAAUAUACAAGAUCCAUGCUUCCGCAGAAAUGGUCGAGCAAUUUGACAGGAGAUGCGGCUCUAUUGGCUUUGCGACGGCAACAGGUGCCUCUAGCAGCCCUGGAAACCAAAUCGACAUGCUGCAUGGCACCCGACAGCUGUGCCAGAUGGAAUUCUCCGGCCAACCAUGCGCCCACCCAGGUUGUUGCGCCUGUGGAAUCAUGCGCAGCGGCUUCGACAUCUCCAAUUUGGCCAGGAGCACUGGAAACAGGGGAGCAUUCGGCGCUGGACACUACUCGACCAGCUUUUGGUCCACGGCGAUGGGAUAUGGCAAUGUGGUCCUGCUUUGCAAGGUGGCUGCUGGAAGAUCUGAACAAGUUACUUCGACAACGUCGGAGCCAAUCCCCUCAGGAUAUCAUUCGCGGCUCGUAGUGAAGAAGAGUGGAGUAGAUGAGCUUAUGGUGGAGCGGGACGACCAGAUGCUGCCGCAAUUUCUUGUCCAGUUCUAG